Aphanomyces astaci is the source of this 3791-nucleotide messenger RNA. RefSeq lists its product as hypothetical. Lineage: Eukaryota; Oomycota; Saprolegniomycetes; Saprolegniales; Verrucalvaceae. Gene Ontology annotation, biological process: vesicle transport along actin filament; actin filament organization. The coding region runs from base 134 to 3676 and encodes 1180 amino acids. Gene Ontology annotation, cellular component: actin cytoskeleton; myosin complex; cytoplasm. The record is from RefSeq and is a predicted model, not a curated record. The transcript has 4 exons. Gene Ontology annotation, molecular function: microfilament motor activity; phosphatidylinositol binding; ATP binding.
CGGGCCACUCACGUUUGCGUAUUUUCGACCUCUACAUCCUGCGAAACGCCUGCACUAGCCGGUGUCUGCUGCCACGGUGCCAAUUCCAUUUCAUUGCCACUCCUCCUUGGAUUAUCCUUCACCAGCACACAACAUGCAGCGUCGAGAAUCGUUGUCGUCCUCCACAGGGGGCACACUGGUAUGGGUCCCUCAUGACAAGCAAGUGUGGAAGCGAGCCCAAGUGCUCCAGAGGAUUUCCGAGUUCCUAAUCCAAGUGACAUUGGUCGCCGACGACACCAGCGAUGCAUACGACCCUGAAAACGGCACUGUCAAGACGUACGACGUGCGUGACAUCGCCAAGUUGGCAGGCGAGGUGUCUGCUACGGCCAUGCCCAUCUGCAACACGUUCAGCAAGCUCGGCGUUCCAGACAUGUGCACCCUCAACCACUUGCAUGAACCGGCCGUGCUCAAGAACCUGCAGCUCAGGCACAGUCUGUUCGUGCCAUACACGUACACAGGGCAAAUCUGCAUUGCCGUGAACCCGUACAAGUGGCUCGACUUGUAUCGAAAGGACCUGUACGAAAAAUACCUGGAGCUACCGCGCAAUGAUUUGGCGCCGCAUCCGUUCGCGCUGUCGUCGAGCUCGUACAUUGAUAUGCAGGAAAACGGCAUCGAGCAGAGCAUUUUGGUGAGUGGCGAGUCGGGGGCAGGCAAGACGGAGACGGUGAAGAUCAUGAUGAACCACUUGGCGUCCAUCUCUGGCGGCGGGGCCCACGGGUCGUUGGUGAUCGACCAAGUGCUCAAGUCGAAUCCGCUGCUGGAAGCGUUCGGAAACGCCAAGACCAAGCGAAACGACAACAGCAGUCGGUUCGGCAAGUUCGCCCAGCUCCAGUUCAACGCCGAGGGGCUGCUUGUGGGCGCCCGAUGCGAAACGUACUUGCUCGAGAAGAGUCGCGUGGUGGGCCAGGCUGUGGGGGAGCGCAACUACCACAUUUUCUACCAAGUGUUUUCCCUUCCCCACGACGUCAAGAAGACGCUGUGCCUGGACGGGUCUGUCGGUGAUUACGCGUAUGUCAUGGUGGGCGAAGGCUCCAAAGUCGACGACGUAGACGACUCGGAGUACUUGCAAGAAACCAAAGACGCUAUGGACACGAUCGGCAUCGACUACCGCGAACAGCAAGGCAUUUUCGAGGUUGUGAGCGCGAUUUUGAACCUCGGGGAGCUCGCGUUCAAGGCCGAGUCGAGUGACACGAGCUCCGUGUUGUCACUGGACCGGUUGCACGUGAUUGCAAACUUGCUUCAAACUGACGGCGCGGCGCUCGAGCGGAUCCUCACAAACCGAACGAUGGCGGCGAGGGGGGAGACGUUUACGAUCCCGCUGAGUGCCGACCAAGCGGCGGACCUGCGCGAUGCGUUUGCCAAGGGCGUGUACUCGCAGCUGUUUGACUGGCUCGUGGCUAGGGUGAACAAUGCCAUCUGCAGCGCGACCCGCAAUGUCAAGCACCACAUUGGGCUGCUCGACAUAUUCGGGUUCGAGUCGUUCGACCACAACGGGUUUGAGCAGCUGUGCAUCAACUACGCGAACGAGAAGCUGCAGCAAAAGUUCAACAGCGAUAUCUUCAAGACUGUGCAGACCGAGUACGUGGCCGAGGGCAUUCCGUUGGAGCUCGUGUCAUUCGACGACAACCAGCCGAUCCUGGACCUGAUCGAGGGGCGCAUGGGGCUCGUGGAUCUGCUCAAUGAGACGGGCGUGCUGGCCAAGGCGACGGACGCGGCGUUCGUUGGCAAGAUCCACGAAGCAUUCUCUACACACAAAUCGUUUGAAAAGGUCCGCGCCAACCCGAUGCAGUUCAAGGUUCGGCAUUACGCCGGCGACGUCACGUACAACGGUGACAACUUUCUCGACAAGAACAAGGACACGCUGCCGCCAGACAUGCUCGAGCUGCUCGCGGCGAGCACGUCGCCGUUCGUUCGCGACGUGUUUCCAUCGCUUGACACUAAGAGUCACCAGAAGCCGGGGCGGCGCCAAGGCUUUCUCGUCGGCGCUACGAUCGCCAAUUCGUUCAGGAGGCAGCUGGGGGAACUCAUGGACCAGAUUGCCAAGACCACGACGCAGUACGUCCGAUGCAUCAAACCCAACGCCAACAAGAGCGCCACCGAGUUUGACCGUCAGAUGGUCGUGGACCAGUUGCGGUGCGCCGGCGUCAUCGCCGCCAUCCGCAUCAGUCGCGCGGCGUUCCCGAACCGGCUCUCCCUCGUCGAGUUUGCCAAACGGUUUGACGUGAUCUGUCCGUCCAAGUUGAGGCAUGCCGCCCCGGCCGUGAUGGUCAUGGGUUUGCUGGAAAAGCUCGGCAUCACCGACACAAAGUCGUCUCAAAACGCCAAGUUUGCCAUCGGCAAGUCCAAAGUGUACUUUAGCUCGGGGCUGUUGCAAUACCUUGAGGAGCAGCGAACGGUGGUGCUGCGCGCCCAGGCUGUCCGCAUCCAAGCGCACAUGCACGGGUACGCCAAGCGCAAGCAGUUUAAAGCUGUCAUAAACGCAGUGAGGACGAUUCAAACCAAAGUCCGGGGAUGGCUGGCGCGGCGGCGGUGGCUCUUGCUGUGUCGAGGGUUUCCGCGGCUGCAAGCUGCCUUUCGAGGGGGGGUCCAGCGCCGCCGGUUCCGCGUGUUGGUGGCGGAAACCCGCGAACGCCAUCUCUUGGCCCAGGCCCAAGCAAAAGCCGAGCUGGCGUUGAGUCUACAGCGGCAACAACAACAACAGUUCGAUCACCUGCCUUCGCCAGAGGUUGCACUAGCCACCACGUCGGUGUCGCCAACCCAGACGACGGCGAACAACAGUCCAUACUUUCACGGAGACAUUCCUGACAGCCCCAAGUCAAAGUACCCUACCGCGGAGUCCUCCGUGUCUACCAAGAUGCGAGAUGAGUGGACCAAGAUCGUGGACGAAGCGUCCGCCACCGCCGAACAAGCGCGGGUCGCGGCCAAGGAGGCCAUGCACUUGAAUGCGGCUCUGCAGGUCGAAAAUGAACAGCUCAAGGUGAAGCUGGCGAAAAACGCGCGAGAGUACGCUGACGACGACUUGCGUAUGGAGAACGAGCGGCUGCGCGCGCAGCUGUCGGCGCUGCAGAGCAAAAUCAUCCGGGCCGACGAAGUCGCGUUGUUGGCUGCCAAGGUCGUGGACACGCGCAUCACGUACCGAGACGGCAAACAGUUUGUCGAGUACAAGCUCCAGAUUGAAACCAACAUCCGCGGCACGUUGUUUGUGUGGCACCGGUACAGCACGUUCCGAAACCUGGCCUCGACGCUGCAGACCAAGAACGGAUACGCGCGCAAAGACAUUCCCGAGCUGCCCAACAAGACACUGUUCAAUAACUUCACCGAUAAAACUGUGCAAGAGCGCGUGGAGAAGCUGAAUGCGUUCCUAGAGGCAGCGACGAACGCCGAUUAUUUGCAGUGGGGUAUCCGCAUCGACGCAGAAACGUGCGUGUACAAGCGCCGGGUGAAGGGAGGCAGUGGCGGCAGCUCGUCCUACCGGGACUCGAUGGUGUCGAGAGAUACCAUGGCCAAUGCGAUUCCCACGGGGCAUUCGCCCACGAAUUCCGACCACUCGACCAACUCCAUGUCCUCGGUCACGUCGUCGUCAAGGGACGAAGGGUCGCUGCUGCGCCGGUCCUUCUUUGGACGGUCCAAGCGUUGAUAGUUUGAAGGGAAUGUGUAUAUAUAUAACGUUAUAUAUAUAUAUAUAUAUAUAUAGGUUGUGAAGCACAGUGGGUCUACUACUAUUAAUAGUAAGAGUUUAUGCCAAGCAUUCC